Messenger RNA from Sipha flava (yellow sugarcane aphid), 450 nucleotides. Its product is annotated as 52 kDa repressor of the inhibitor of the protein kinase-like. The transcript has a single exon. The coding region runs from base 1 to 450 and encodes 149 amino acids. The record is from RefSeq and is a predicted model, not a curated record. Gene Ontology annotation, molecular function: protein dimerization activity. Lineage: Eukaryota; Metazoa; Arthropoda; Insecta; Hemiptera; Aphididae.
AUGAAAAUAUCUGAAGAGAUUAAAGGUAAAUUCAAACAAUUAGUAGAAACAUAUCAAGAUAUAGUUGAUGAAUGUACUGAUUCAAAUCUAAAUGAUAAUUUAUUAAACGGAGAAUUAGAUUUUUGGUACACUAAAUAUUCAAUUUUAACAUCUUCUGAACUCAAGAACAAAAAUGUAAUUGAACUAUACUCCCAAACCAGUCCAGAUAUUUAUCCAAUAAUAUCUAAGCUUCUUCAAAUAUUCAUUACACUUCCAGUAUCUACUGCCACGGGAGAACGAUCGUUUUCAACACUCCGUCGUUUGAAAACUUAUUUGAGAAAUUCUUCUGGACAAAUACGUUUAAAUGGUUUAGCCUUACUUAAUACUUAUCGUGAUAUUAACAUGGAUAUUAAUGAUGUUCUAGAUGAACUUGCUAAAAAAUCGAAACGAAAAUUGAAUAUAAAUUUAUAG